GUGGUGUCAAGCGUGAGGACGUCGACGUCGACGUCGCCUCCGGGGCACCGCGGCGCGCAGGCCUCAGCUCACCUCGCUCGAAGCAGACGGAAAAGCGAAGCGCGAGACGCCGGGCGGGGCGGAGAUGUCGGCGGGGCUGGUGACGGAGGAGGUGACGAUGGGGCGGCUGCACCGGAUCCGGCGGACGGUGAUGCAGAUGCUGCGGGACCGCGGGUACCUGGUGGUGGAGCACGAGCUCGCCAUGAGCCGCCGCGACUUCCUGCGCAAGUUCGGCGAGUCCUUCUACCGCGAGGAGCUCCUCAUCAACAAGUACAAGAAGAACGACCCGUCCGACCAGAUAUAUGUUUUCUUCCCUAACGAUGAUAAGGUGGGGAUGAAACACAUUAAGAAGUUCGUCGAAAUGAUGAAAGCUGAGAACGUCUCCAGAGCUGUGGUAGUGCUUCAGCAGAACCUCACUCCAUUUGCAAAGUCGUUUCUUAUAGAAUUAGAGCCGAAGAUCCACUUGGAAGUUUUCCAGGAGGCCGAGUUGCUUAUAAAUAUCAAGGACCAUGUUCUUGUUCCUGAGCAUCAAGUGCUUACAAAUGAGGAGAAGAAGACAUUAUUGGAACGGUACACCUUAAAGGAAACUCAGCUUCCAAGAAUACAGAUUACAGAUCCUAUCGCAAGGUACUAUGGCCUCAGACGAGGACAGGUCGUGAAGAUCAUCAGACCCAGUGAGACAGCCGGCAGAUACGUUACAUACCGCUAUGUCGUGUGACAGAACACAACUGAACUGAAGAAGAGAACCAUAAAUAUGGUAAAUUUUGAAGGUACACAUACACAUAUGCUUCCAGCAAUCUGUAUCGCCAGCUACUAAUAACGAUGGCAUGGGUGUUGUGAAAGUGAAUUUGAAUGAGCUGAAUAUAUGGACCAUACAUAAAUUCCCCUGUUGUACACUUGUUUUAUGAACUGUAUAAACACAACAGAAUAAAAAAGCUGGUUCUGGGAGCGAUGAAAGCUUCUGCAGUUGUGUUAA
Phragmites australis (common reed) is the source of this 1015-nucleotide messenger RNA. RefSeq names its product DNA-directed RNA polymerases II and IV subunit 5A-like. The transcript has 4 exons. The record is from RefSeq and is a predicted model, not a curated record. Gene Ontology annotation, molecular function: DNA binding; DNA-directed RNA polymerase activity. NCBI's taxonomy places the organism in Eukaryota, Viridiplantae, Streptophyta, Magnoliopsida, Poales, Poaceae. The coding region runs from base 125 to 757 and encodes 210 amino acids. Gene Ontology annotation, cellular component: RNA polymerase II, core complex; RNA polymerase I complex; RNA polymerase III complex. Gene Ontology annotation, biological process: DNA-templated transcription.